AUGCCCAAUUGCACUUGGCUAUACUCUUUGCCCUCCACCACGUACCAUCCGGCACAGCAGCAGCAGUCGACGGCAUCGACAACUGCUCCGACCCAUCAUCACCCGCAGCAACAUCCUCCUCAUCAUCAUCACCAUGGUUCCGUUUCGGGCACAGGUGCCGCACUCCUGGGCUCAACUGGCUCUGGUGGUGGCAGCCAACAGCAGCAACAACAAACCAUCGAGAAGCUUUCAAGGCCCAUGGCCUUUGAUAAGAUGGAGUUGCUGGUGCGCGAGAUGCAGGAUCAGGAACACGGGGUGCCUGUACGACAGCAAAAGAUGUUUCUUACCUCCAUUCCCUAUGCGUUUAUGGGCUACGAUCUUAUAGAAUGGCUAAUGGAUCGACUACAAAUCGAAGAGUCCGAAGCAUUGAAUAUUGCCAAUCAAUUGUGCCUUCAUGGCUAUUUCUUUCCCGUUAACGAUUCCAAGACGUUAGCUGUCAAAGAUGAUUCGUCGCUAUAUCGCUUCCAGACCCCAUACUAUUGGCCAUGGCAGCACAAGGCGCCCGAUAAUGUUGAGUAUGCCAUCUAUUUGGCCAAGCGUUCUCUACGCAAUAAGCAGCGACACGCUCUGGAGGACUACGAGGCGGAGGCUUUGGCCUCGUUGCAUAAAAAUCUAAAAGGCAAAUUGGAUUUCAUUUGGGUUGCGCUCGAUAAUGUGACUCGUUACUUUUUAAUGGGGAACCUGGUUCUUUUUUUACAAAAUCUUUUAGUUCCUAGGUUUAUGUCUCUUUGGUGUCUUAUCGAGAAAUGCUUGUAGAAAAUCAAGCAACAACUCUUGCUGAUGUGUUACGCCGCUCUUAAGCUAAUAGACGGAUUUCAAGAUUG
This is a messenger RNA of Drosophila willistoni, 863 nucleotides long. Its product is annotated as regulator of G-protein signaling 7. The record is from RefSeq and is a predicted model, not a curated record. Gene Ontology annotation, biological process: intracellular signal transduction; regulation of G protein-coupled receptor signaling pathway. Bases 1 to 795 code for a protein of 264 amino acids. NCBI's taxonomy places the organism in Eukaryota, Metazoa, Arthropoda, Insecta, Diptera, Drosophilidae. The transcript has 4 exons.